UGGUGUGUGGGAGUGUUUGAUUUUGCAAUGUAUGCAAGACAGUGGGCUCAAAACAACCCACAAACAAUGACUUUGCUGUAGCUUGAAAAACCGUUUUAGGUUCAUAGAAUCAAACCUGCUCCGAGUCGUCAUGGGGAGAGCCUCGGUGCUGCUUACUGUCUUUGGGCUUCUGCUGGCUUUGACUGCGUCACUACCAAACAAGGAUGACUGGGACAUUUACAGCUUUCACAUCAACUCCACUGUGACCAGCCGAUAUGCCACCACCGUCAUCACAAGCCGUGUGGCCAACCGUAUGAACGAACCAAAAGAAAUUGAAUUCCAUGUUCAGAUUCCCAAGAAUGCCUUCAUCAGUAGGUUCAGAAUGAUGAUGGAUGGUCAAGUGUAUGAUGGAGUUGUGAAAACUAAGGAGCAAGCUCAGGAGCAGUACACUAGAGCUGUGUCCCGUGGCGAAAGCGCUGGGAUUGUCCGCUCUGUUGGAAGAACCAUGGAGGAAUUUAAAACCUCUGUAACUGUGGCGGCCCACCAAAAGGUCACCUUUGAACUCACCUAUGAGGAGCUGCUGAAGCGAACCCACGGCAAAUACGAGCUGCAGAUCUAUGCUCGACCCAUGAAGCCUGUCGAAGACUUCAAGGCUGAUGUGCACAUUCACGAGAAAGCCGGCGUCAGUUUUGUUGAUGUGAAAGGAGGGCUGAGCACCAAAGCCUUGGCUAAUGCUAUCACUAAAACACAUGCAGAUAAACAGGCAUGGGUACAUUUCUAUCCAACAGUGGACCAACAAAAAAAUUGUGACAGCUGUGGAGAAGAAGGGAUGAAUGGAGAUCUGGUUAUAACUUACGAUGUCAACAGAGACAAUGGAUUUGGAGACAUUAAGACUUCUGAUGGGUACUUUAUCCAUCACUUUGCUCCAUCAAGUCUUCCACGAAUACCAAAGAAUGUUGUCUUUGUUAUCGAUCGAAGUGGCUCAAUGCGUGGCAGAAAAAUUACACAGACGCGAACUGCUUUACUCCGUAUUUUGAAUGACCUGGCAGAAGAUGACUUCUUUGGUCUCAUCAGUUUUGACAGGGAAAUAAUUCACUUUAAACCGGAACUCGUUCAAGCCACUGCUCUAAAUCUGGAGGGAGCGAGAGAGUUUGUGAGGAAUAUUGAAGACAGAGGAAGUACAGACAUCAACGCAGCAGUGUUGGAAGGAGCCCGUAUCCUGAAUGAACAUCCCAGAGAAGGCUCAGCUUCCAUCCUUAUACUUCUCACAGAUGGAGACCCAACAUCAGGAGUGACAAAUUUUGACACAAUACAGUCCAACGUAAAACAGGCGAUUGCAGGAAAGUUUCCUCUCUACUGUCUUGGUUUUGGAUUUGACGUUAAGUUUGAGUUCUUGGAGAAAAUGUCGCUGCAGAACAACGGUGUAGCAAGACGGAUUUAUGAAGACUCUGAUGCUGACUUGCAGCUUAAGGGUUUCUAUGAUGAAGUGGCCACUCCUCUCCUAACAGAUAUCACAAUGAUCUAUGUCGGUGGAACCAAUCUAACCAAGACUAACUUCAGUCAGUAUUAUAACGGCUCUGAGAUCGUGGUGGCCGGUGAGAUCAUUGACAACAAUGUAGAAAUCUUCACUCCUCAAGUUGUGGCCAUUUCAAGCAAACAAAAAGUAACAUUUUCUAACACAAACGGCUCUGUGGAUUCUUCGGUCAGUGAUGGAUUUCUUCAGAGAGUUUGGGCCUACCUCACAGUUAAACAGCUUUUAGAGAAAGAGCUUUUAUUAUCUGGACCUGAGAAAGAAAAAGUGAAUAAAGAGGCUUUGGAGUUGUCCCUGACGUACGGCUUUGUGACACCACUCACAUCCAUGGUGGUCACCAAGCCUGAGGGGGAGAGCUCAGAAAUUCAUCACAAACCGAAGGAGAGGGAAGAACCACUGCCUCAGAGUUAUCACAGGUCUCCGAUGAUUAGCUAUGAUCAGCGUCGGAGAUUUAUCAAGUCGUUUUCGGGACGAUCUGCCUCAUUAAGGCCUCGGACAUGGACACCGUUUGAAUGGAAACCGUUUGUAUAUGAUGGUUUUCCUACAAGACGUUACAGUUACCCUCCACUUGCUCCUGUUUCUCACAGAUUUUUGAUGAAAACUGCGAAUGACACUCAUCCACUCUGCUUUGACAUUGUUGGAGCUGUAAUUGUUAAACUUCUUCAUCAUCCUGGCACAGAGCUUUACAUAAAUGGUGUGUUGGACUCAAUAAAAAAUGGUGGCUUCAAUGAGAUCGUCAUCCACGUCGGCGCUGACUUCCAUAUCAAGGUGGAACCAGAGAGAAUCAGCCUUCAGCAGGGACAAAAUAUAACUCACUACACAAGAGCGGAAAACGUCACAGCUGGAAGAUUUACAGUGAACAGGAUUAAAAAGCACACAGAAGUUACAGAUGGCGACAUGCGUUUGGUCAUCUUAGUCCAUGAGAAGCAUGGGAGGAAAUUCCUUUGGCCUGUAUUAAGACAGCUGCCAUCUGCUGGCGACACUGAAGGACUUUUAGCUUUAAAUCGUGUGCAGUAUGAAGAGGUUCAUCAAGAUGCUCACACUAAAGUGAAGACAGCAAAAGGAGAGACUGAUGCUCAGCGUUCCACAGCUGUUGACCUCAGAAUUAGGAGACCCGUAGAAGUCGGCUGUUGGCUUAUUCCUGCUGACUUUGUCCUGCCAAGACCUUUGACUGAUUUUCUUGUUGCCCAUGUUUAACUGAAAGUCCUGAUAAUUAAAUCAGAAAAAUUGCAAGUUACAACUUAAUCCAAAAAAACAAGUCAAGGUAGGUUUAAUUUACCAUGUUAAAAUGCACAGAACAUAGCAGAAUUGAUACAAAAUUACAAUUAACAAUUAGUCUGAAAAAUGAUUUAUUUUGUAAUUAAGAAGUUAUCACAUAUUUCAAAUACAUAUUUUGCAACGAUCAAAAAUAGGAUUCAUUUGCAGUCGAAUAGAAACUAAUUAAUGUUCCUUACAUUGAUUAAACACAGACCCCAGACACACUCUACGUAGUUCAAUUGUAAUUUCAUCAGUGUUUAUGCUUUCCAAUAAAAUAAAUGACACAAUUCCUGGUGAGCGGCAUAACAGUGUUUCUUAGCUUUUGGUCUCCAAAGCAGAGAUUCCUGAAUGUUUAUUUUUUAUUUGUUGGGGGGUGGGUGGGUCUUCUAUGCAGUCUUUCUUUUGUGCUUUACCCUGACCCUUGUGUCUUUAAUCUCUUUAAUGCUUGCAUUUAAAUCUAAGUGUAUUAUUGCUUUUGCCUGCUGUCACCACUUGUCCCAUCUCCCUGCCAACCUUGUUUGUCAAAUUAGUAUUCUAAAAAAAAGCUGUACAUACUUGAAAAAGUCAACAGUAAAUUUUUCCUUGACAGCACAA
This is a messenger RNA of Xiphophorus couchianus (Monterrey platyfish), 3361 nucleotides long. RefSeq names its product inter-alpha-trypsin inhibitor heavy chain H3-like. The record is from RefSeq and is a predicted model, not a curated record. Bases 131 to 2707 code for a protein of 858 amino acids. Lineage: Eukaryota; Metazoa; Chordata; Actinopteri; Cyprinodontiformes; Poeciliidae. The transcript is spliced from 20 exons.